Messenger RNA from Pochonia chlamydosporia 170, 525 nucleotides. RefSeq lists its product as hypothetical. The coding region runs from base 1 to 525 and encodes 174 amino acids. The record is from RefSeq and is a predicted model, not a curated record. The transcript is spliced from 2 exons. NCBI's taxonomy places the organism in Eukaryota, Fungi, Ascomycota, Sordariomycetes, Hypocreales, Clavicipitaceae.
AUGAGCAACACCAGGACGAAUCACCCGGCUGUACGGAGUACCCCAGACAAGAUCUACAGAGGAGCGCCUGCACUGCGCCAGCAAACACUGCCGCAAUCCAAGGGAGCUGACAAGUGUGGAGGACAAGUGUGCUAUUCUCAUGGCAUAAUCGGAGGGUUCACAUCAAUUGCAGUCAAGCCUGCUAGUCUUUCCCUCCCAGAUGCCUCUGUGUUUCGAUCAUUACUUGAAAAUAGAAGUCCAUGUUGUGCGAUAACCUGUGUGCGCCACGUCCUCCAUGGUAUUGGCUCUGACUGCCGACAUGUGCGAUAUAGUUCUGACUCAGGCCGAAUCAGCACCGGAAUAGUGUCCUGGGCAUCAUCAGCACAACGUGAGAUCUGUCUUCGACAGUGGGUGCAGUUUGGCUUUGGUGCACGCCUUGUCACCACGCCCGAGCCGGCAGUCACUCCAGACACCGGCCAUCGGUAUCUUCACUCUACCAUCACAGAUGUUGGCACAAGAAACUCUCGGUACAAUGUGGUAGGUUAG